Zingiber officinale is the source of this 957-nucleotide messenger RNA. RefSeq names its product S-locus-specific glycoprotein S13-like. The transcript is spliced from 2 exons. The record is from RefSeq and is a predicted model, not a curated record. Gene Ontology annotation, biological process: recognition of pollen. NCBI's taxonomy places the organism in Eukaryota, Viridiplantae, Streptophyta, Magnoliopsida, Zingiberales, Zingiberaceae. Bases 1 to 957 code for a protein of 318 amino acids.
AUGAUCCAGAAUAGCUCACUUGUCAAGGGACAAACCUUGAUAUCGACAGGAGAAUUGUUCCAACUGGGCUUCUUCAGUCUAAAUGAUAGUUCAGCGAAUGGAUCUUUAGGAAUCUGGUACUGCAAUCUCACACCGCAAGAAGCUACUGAAGACAAAAUUGUUUGGUCGACGGGAACGAGAUCCACAGAACUCAAUUCUGCACGCUUGCAGCUUUUAGAAUCUGGAAACCUCGUGCUAAACAACAGCAACUCGAUUCUAUGGCAGAGCUUCGACCACCCCGACAGCCAGACGUAUCUCCCUGGCAUGAAGUUUGGAUUUGUCAACCAGACCAACACAUCACGGCGGCAAGUGUCAUGGGAAAACUCCAGAGAUCCUUCUCCGGGAGACUACAUCCAGAUGAUUCGUGCUCAACCUAUACCGGAUUUUAUCACGUUGAACAGAUCCGCCAAAUACCAUCGCGGCGGCCUAUGGAACGAAUAUGCAUCCAUCAGCCUUCCACCGAUGGCGAGCUCAGCAAGGCCCAAGUUUGUUUCCAACGAGAAUGAGACCUACUUUACGGUCAAUUACAUGUCCUCGCCGACGCCGGUGUUGUUACGGUCAGUGUUGUAUGCCAAUGGAGUCGUCCAGAAUUGGAUUCUUGACAGGGGUGGCAAGGGAGAGUGGCAACUUAUGUGGUCGGUUCCGGAGAACGAGUGCGAUGAGUAUAAUCGUUGCGGCCGCAACAGCGUGUGCACCUGGAACUACUAUACCGUCAACUGCGAUUGCAUGGAGGGGUUCAUAAAGAUUGCAGAGAACGGAAGCGAGGCCGGGUGCCAGAGGGAGAAGCCUUUGAAUUGCUCGUCGAACCAGUUUUCAAAGGUGCAGAACUUGAAGAUGCCCGACCCUGAGAACGCUACAGCACGAGGAAACAUGAGUCUCGAUGACUGCAAGAAUUUGUGCUUGAAGGAUUGCUCCUGA